CACGUUACGAGCAUUUGGCUCGACCAAGCAUGGCAGGGUUGGUGUAAAAUGCCACCAACCAAAACACGGGAUUAACGCAGAUUGCACCUUUGAUUGGCUAUUGGAGAGGUUUACGGAACAUAUUAUAUACUGUGGACGUCCAUGGGCGGGGCAUAACAAAAAGUAAUGGCCAUUUAUUUAGGGUCUGGCAAGACAGCGGAUUUCACAGUUAUUCUAUAGAAUUCGCCGUUUGUAGAGCAUGACAAAAAGGUAAAUACCGUAAUCAUUAUUACUAGGCGUUUUCGUUCAUAGCAGUCGCGUUCUGUCUGAAUACAAUUGAUACAUCGCCUGAAACUGAUUGCGCAAUUAGGGUUAACCAGCCCUACACGCUAACGAUCAGUAUCAGCUCUAGAGCCAGCAUUUAGAGCCUUCGUUUGGGCGUGAUAGUUUUGACAUUUCGAGUCGAUCACGUACGGGUCUUUGUAAUACGCAGUUAUUACACAGUAUCGAACAUAUUUACUGCAAUUCAACAUGGAGAGGAUUUUUUUUCUGUAGAUAUUGACGCCGAAAAACGGACUAAGGGCAACUUGGUCUUGGGAAAAGUUGUACACAGGUAUGAAACUCGCAUGCAGAGAAGGAACGUGAAAGCUACAACUAUUCUGCUGCUCGAGCUCAAAAUUAACGCAGUGUUAAAGGAUGUCAGUGUACCAAAAUAAUCUUUACAAUCCAACCAUUGCAGGCAUGCUGCUCAAAUUAUUGUCUUACAUUUUCUUUACAGAGAUACAAAUUGUAUUAUUCAAGCAACCAAACUGUCUGAAACAAAGUCUGAAUUGAUUAAGCCAAUUUCUACUUUUUCAGGAUUAGAGAUAUAUAAAUGGUUAAGAGAGUUGUCAAGUCUUUAUCCUCCAUCUACAAACAACGGCAUGCCACAAUCUCAGUGAUGGAAAAUACGGCUGUGAGUACCUCCACUCUGGCCAAUGAGGAGUUUGACAGAAACGUACCGCGGAUCUGCGGUGUGUGUGGGGACAAGGCCACCGGUUUCCACUUCAAUGCCAUGACCUGCGAGGGCUGCAAGGGUUUCUUCAGACGCAGUAUGAAGCGUAAGGCUAGCUUCACAUGCCCCUUCAACGGCAGUUGCACCAUCACCAAGGACAACCGCCGCCACUGCCAGGCCUGCCGGCUCAAACGCUGCGUGGACAUCGGAAUGAUGAAGGAGUUCAUUCUGACAGAUGAGGAGGUGCAGCGGAAGAAAGAUCUGAUCCAACGGAGGAAGGAUGAGGAGGCGCAGCGGGAGGCGCAAAGGGAGGCGCAGCGACCCCGUCUGAGCGAGGACCAGAGCCAGGUCAUCGCCACACUGGUGGAGGCACACCACAAGACCUACGACGACUCCUACUCCGACUUCAACCGCUUCAGGCCUCCGGUCCGUGAAGGCCCAGUGACACGCAGUGCAAGCAGAGCUGCUUCUCUCCACUCUCUGUCUGAUGCCUCAUCUGACUCCUUCAGCCACUCUCCAGAGUCUGUGGACACUAAGCUGAUGAACUUCAGUAACCUGCUGAUGAUGUACCAGGACCAGGGUGGCAGCCCGGACUCUAACGACGAUGACGGCUCCAAACUCUCCAUGUUGCCCCACCUGGCCGACCUGGUCAGCUACAGCAUCCAGAAGGUCAUUGGUUUCGCUAAGAUGAUCCCCGGUUUCAGGGAGCUGACGGCUGAGGACCAGAUCGCCCUGCUCAAGUCAAGCGCCAUCGAGGUGAUCAUGCUGCGCUCAAACCAGUCCUUCAACCUGGAGGAUAUGUCCUGGAGCUGUGGUGGGCCCGACUUCAAGUACUGCGUCAACGACGUCACUAAAGCGGGCCACACUCUGGAGCUGCUGGAGCCCCUGGUUAAAUUCCAGGUGGGCCUUAAGAAACUCAACCUCCACGAGGAGGAACAUGUGCUACUCAUGGCCAUCUGCCUCCUCUCCCCAGACCGUCCUGGCGUGCAGGACCACGGGCGCAUCGAGGCACUGCAGGACCGUCUGUCGGAGACGCUGCAGGCCUACAUCCGGCUGCACCACCCAGGCGGCCGCCUGGUGUACGCUAGGAUGAUCCAGAAGCUGGCGGACCUGCGCAGCCUGAACGAGGAGCACUCCAAGCAGUACCGCUCGCUGUCCUUCCAGCCAGAGCACAGCAUGCAGCUCACCCCGCUGGUGCUGGAGGUGUUCGGCAGCGAGUUCACUCGCGUUUCGCCCAUCUGAUACAACUGGGUAGUUGUAUGUAAGGAAUACCUCCACCUGGUUUCCGCCAUAUUCAGCUUACAGUGAACAAGGACAGAAGGGAGGGAGCAACUUCCUGGAAUGAAACGCUACGAGAGACUUAAUUGUGACCUCUGUAUAGAGGGGUCAUGAGUCGUAUGGUUUCGGUCGGAGAGUUGAUGCGUCUGCUCCUCUUGGUACAGUUGGCAUGGUCUUUGCCCUUACUAGAUGUUUAUCACUCUGUCCCCUAUCCAUCUCUCUUUCCUUCCUACCCUCUAUCAGCUACUAAGUUUUCUCCACUCUCAUAUCCCCCAACCCACCUUUUUAGAGUAAACUCUUCUGUAUAGAUCUUAUUUUCAGGAAAGGGCAGAAGUUCUGACAGGACAAAGAUCAGUAUCCAUUUAAUGCUGCUUUUAUCAAGAGCAUCACAGAUCGAUCAGUGUGUUGUUAUUCUUACUAACAUUGGCACGGUUGGGUAUCGCCCAGCAGAUAUAUGCUAACCAGGACAUGUGAGGCCACAGUGUCUGUCGUGUUAUGUCGUUUUUUAAAGCCAAGUAGUUUAGGUUGGUAUAAAGCUAUAGGAAGCUGGUUCUAGAAAAGCAAAUUCCUAUUUGAACAAUGUAGACUUGAGGAGGUUGAUGUCCAUUUAUUGACUUUGAUUAAACCACUUUAAUCUAUCAAUGAGGCGGCAAGUAUUGUGUAAUAUUAAUCACCAGCUACUCCACUUUCCAACUUGAAGGCACUUUUCUUCUUUUUUUUGACCAGACACUCUAAGUCUUUGAGCAUACUCCCUCUGGUGAACUGGAUGUGCACCAUUUGGUUGACAUUGCUCAGUCAGUACCACUUUAAGAUGCUACUAAUAUCUGUGAAUACAGUUUUUGAAUAGUUUUUGACAAUGUUUCGUACUAUCUUUCCAACUAACUGUCUCGAUUUUGACAGUUUGUAUUCAAACAGAACUUUAAAAAAUAAAAAUGUGUCCAGCAAAAGCAGUCAGAUUGAUAAUCAGUUGUCGUGCUAGCUAUUGGAGGCUAGCUAUUGGAGGCUAGCUAUUGGAGGCUAGCUAUUGGAGGCUAGCUAUUGGAGGUAUGUAGACCUCACUAGACAUCAAAUCGAUAUAAACUAAUGCAAAUAAGAGUACCAAAGUGACCUGCAUGCACAAAUAAUUCCUUUUUCACAAUGAAAAUGGGGGAAUUGGCUCCCAUGUACUCAUCACGCUACACUUUGGAGUACAGGGCAGGGAGUGAAAGGAGUUCAGAUUAGCUAGCUUUGUGUUACCUAUGUAUUAGCUAUAGAUAUUGACAGCCAGCAGACACUGUGGUCCCUCGGAGCCUGAGUUGAGUGCCUAUAUGAACCUUGUAACGACUGGAGAGUGUUUCGCAAAGCAAAAUUAGAAAGUUAGCAAACUAGCUUUUCCAAGUAUCUUUUCCAAGUAUCGUAAAACAACUCAAAUUUGUUCUUGAUUCUCAAGACAGCUAAUUUCAAAGAUUGGUCAAUAUUACUUCCUUACCUAUUAUUCUUGCAGCUAACUGCGAUUCUACUUUACCGAUCUUUGUGGGCAAGAAAAUCUAGUUGAAGAAGAAUUGUUAAACUAAAAUGUUAGAUUGUAAAGUGAAUAAUCCUGUUUUUAACACACUGCACCACUUCACAUGGAAAGCCAGAAACAACAGAAGCACUUAAGGUAUUGUUUGUAACACAAUGCAUACAUUUGGAUGAAUAUGCUCUACAUGAAUGCCUGUCCAUUUCAGCAUUAUAUGGCUGCAAUUAUCAAAGUCAUUCAUCUAAUUUCUUGCAAUGUAUAUUUGUGUUUUUAUUUCAUUUAAGAUAUUUUUUUCUUUCUAUUACAACAGACAUUAUAAAUGGGUGUUUAUGUAAUGUUAUUUUUGUCAGAUGUUUUGCAAAUCAAAUAAUAAACAACUGUGUAGUGUUGUGUGUCUGUUUGAUGUUUACUGUAUGCAUGACAUAUAUUUGAUGGAUUUAAUAUCAAUUAAACACCCAUGUUCAAUUGUUUCAACACACAGUG
Molecule: messenger RNA, 4232 nt
Organism: Oncorhynchus mykiss (rainbow trout)
Lineage: Eukaryota; Metazoa; Chordata; Actinopteri; Salmoniformes; Salmonidae
Source: RefSeq, a predicted model, not a curated record